Biomphalaria glabrata is the source of this 1779-nucleotide messenger RNA. RefSeq lists its product as uncharacterized. NCBI's taxonomy places the organism in Eukaryota, Metazoa, Mollusca, Gastropoda, Planorbidae. The record is from RefSeq and is a predicted model, not a curated record. The coding region runs from base 469 to 1530 and encodes 353 amino acids. The transcript is spliced from 18 exons.
GUUUCUGGGCCUGUGUACUUUCUUUGUCAAUGUUUAAAUAAAACUGUUGAAUUACAAAAAAAAAACAUGAAUUGUUUGAUGUAUUUUGAAAUAUUAGGCUAAUAGAAUUAGUAAUUGAUAAAAACUGCAAAGUGAGUUUGCAUAGAUCGAGGCCUUUGUGUUAUAGGAAUCUAGAUCUGUGUUAUUUUUUUUAACAUCAGAAUCAACCCCAAGGCGGACCAAGUUUCAAGUUGACAACAGAAAAAACUCUCACGCUUAAAAGAUUAAAUAAAAGUGAUUGCAAGGAUUCUGUGAUUUCUUAGAGAAUUUUCUACAACUUUGCAAGAAAACAGUUGUUUUGAGAAAUAAUGUGUUGCGAUUCAGACAAUGGAAUUUUUUGCCAACAAUGAGAUUCACAGUUUCAUCAGGUUUGAAUCAUCUGUUUUCUGGAUGCACUAGUCUGAAAAGCUAGUGCUGUUUAACUGCACCAUGAGUCUCAAAGGACUAAUUAAAGACUUAGAGGAUAUAGUCUCUAAACAAAAAGUUCUUGAAGAUUUAAAAGAGAAGUUACACAUUUUACUGGAUGACAUUAACCAAGUCACCAUAAAAUGUACAUCAUGGAUUCAAAAGACUGACAGCAUCACAUACCUUGAACUAAAGGAAUAUUUAACAGAUAAAAUUUCUGAAUAUAUUCAGCAGUGUUUAAAUUUCGCUCUGGAAAAUUCUAAUCCUGAGACUAAAAAAGAACACAUUAAAGAAGAUUCAAGAAUACAAUCUCCUUCAAGCUCUAGCUGUAAAGAUGAUGAAAAGCGUAAAACAAUGGAAGAGGAAAUAAUGAACUUGCAACAACAAUUCAAUUCUUUGGACAAACACACUAAAUGGUUAGCUAAAGAAAGCCAAGAGACAAGUGCACAAAUAACUGAAGAGCUUCAUUUAGCCAGUGAUUUUAUGUCCACGCUGCAAACUAAAAUUGAGACGCUGACAGAAGAAAUACAGAACAGCGUUCAGAAUCAAGAUAAGAAAAUGGAAGAGUUCUCUGAUAAAAUAGAGAAAUGCUUUAAACAAAUAAAUCUUUUAGCUAAACAGUCUGAUGACAAUUUACUUGGAACAGAAAUACAAAACUGUACUGAAGAAUUAGAACAAUGUCAAGGUUGCUUAGAAAAAAAGAGUGAAGUGAAGAAUUUAACAGAAGAACUUGAAAAAUGUCAAGUCUGUAUAGAAAGUCUAAAUGAAGAAGUGAGGAAUUUAAAAGGAAAACUUGUACAUGCUCAACAACUUAUUAAAAGUGGUGAAGAUGAAAUCAAGAGGCUAAAGUCAGAAAAAGAAAAAACUAAAAAAAAGUUGGAUGAACAUAUUCAAAAAAUUCACCAAAUCUUUGCAAACAUUGAUAGGCCAUUCAGAAGGUAUCCGUUCACUACUAUGCUUCUUUUUGAUGAGCGUCUUAGGUCCUUUUAUUGUGAAAGGUGUCAUACUGCAACCUAUGAGUGGUGGUAUAUAAAGAGAUUAAAAGAGCUUUGUAAAAAUUGCUGGAUGGUAGAACUGGAAGUCUGAUUUAAAGAAACUCAAGAAUCCAAUUACAUAUACACAAGUCAUUUCAAAAGGAAUGAACCAAUGUGUUAUUAAAUUAAACUGCAAGAGUUAUAUCUUCAUUCUUUUAUCUCUCUUUCUCUCCCCUCCCCCCUUUUCUUUUUACUGUUAACAUAUGAUUCAUGUUGCAAUAGUUUUUUGGCAGUUAUAUUUGCAACUUCAAUUAAAAUUGUAGAAUUCAGCACAUUCAUUAAAGUUAUAUUAUUUCCUAAA